Boleophthalmus pectinirostris (great blue-spotted mudskipper) is the source of this 3387-nucleotide messenger RNA. It is a transcript of the gene usp54b, whose product is annotated as ubiquitin specific peptidase 54b. The coding region runs from base 1 to 3345 and encodes 1114 amino acids. The transcript has 21 exons. Gene Ontology annotation, biological process: protein deubiquitination. The record is from RefSeq and is a predicted model, not a curated record. Gene Ontology annotation, molecular function: cysteine-type deubiquitinase activity. Lineage: Eukaryota; Metazoa; Chordata; Actinopteri; Gobiiformes; Gobiidae.
AUGUCGUGGAAGAGGAACUACUUCGCGUCGGGUAGCGGAGGGGGCGUGAGUGGUGCUUCGCCCGUGGGAGGAGGCGGAGGGAUACACGGACUGGUGACUCCCCGAAAUAUGAACUCGAUCGCGCCGAGCAAAGGACUGAGCAACGAGCCGGGACAAAACAGCUGCUUCCUGAACAGCGCCUUACAAGUUCUGUGGCACCUGGACAUCUUCAGGAGGAGCUUUCGACAGCUGACCACUCACAAGUGCAUGGAGGACUCGUGUAUCUUCUGCGCCCUCAAGAGUAUAUUUGCCCAGUUCCAGUUCAGCAGUGAGCGGGUGCUGCCCUCUGACCUCCUGCGCUCGGCUUUGGCCAAAACCUUCAAAGACGAGCAGCGCUUUCAGCUCGGGAUCAUGGACGACGCCGCAGAGUGCUUCGAGAACCUGCUGAUGCGUCUUCACUUCCACAUCAGCGCAGAGAGCAGAGAGGACAUCUGCACCGCCAAACACUGCAUCCCACACCAGAAGUUCGCCAUGAUGCUUUUUGAACAGUGCGUGUGUACCAGCUGUGGAGCCACGUCCGACCCCCUGCCCUUCAUUCAGAUGGUCCACUACAUCUCCACCACGUCUCUAUGUAGUAACCAGGCGGUGAGGAUGCUGGAGUGCCGAGACAAACCCACUCCGGACAUGUUUGGAGAACUGCUCCGAAACGCCAGCAACAUGGGAGACCUCAGGAACUGCCCCAGUAACUGUGGAGAGGUGCUGCGGAUCAGGCGGGUCCUCAUGAAUUCUCCGGAGAUCGUGUCCAUCGGUUUGGUUUGGGAUUCGGACCACUCGGAUCUGGCGGAGGACGUCAUUCACAGUCUGGGAACCUGCUUACGUCUGGGAGAUCUCUUCUACCGCGUGACCGAGGAGCGAGCGCGCCAGGCAGAGCUCUACUUGGUGGGCAUGGUGUGUUACUACGGCAAACACUAUUCCACCUUCUUCUUCCAAACCAAGAUCCGAAAGUGGAUGUAUUUUGACGACGCGCACGUCAAAGAGAUCGGGCCCAAGUGGAAGGACGUCGUGUCUCGCUGCAUAAAGGGCCACUACCAGCCUCUGCUGCUGCUCUACGCUGACCCCCGCGGGACGCCGGUGGUACUGCAGGACAGCCCCAGCCCCUGCUUCAGCCCGAACCCGCAUCUGGAGCUCCACGUCAGCACCAAGGCCGGAUACGACAGUGAAGACUCAGGUCGUGAGCCCUCCAUCUCCUCGGACACUCGCACAGACUCGUCCACAGACAGCAGCAGUCACAGGACGUCUCGCACCCGCCCUCUGCACCUGUCGCCCGGGUCGCACCUGUCCACCGACUCUCAGGCCACUGUGGUGUGCAACUACCAGGCUGGGACGACCACGCAGGGCCCGGACAUUGGAGGCUCAGCGGUGGAGGGUCCGGGGCGGCCUCCCUCUCCUCCUCUGGGCGAGUACAAAGAGACAGCGCCUCUCUCCUCCUCUUCCUCGUCCGGAGUCGGGGGCUGCGAGGGAGGGGCUGGGGGGCCGCACUGGGAGGAUGACAGCACCAGCAGUGAGAGCAAGUCCAGUUCUUCUGGAAGUCGUUACCGGCCGACCUGGAGGCCCCGGAGAGAGGCCCUGAACAUCGACAGCAUCUUCACCCGGCAGAAGGGCUCGUGCGUGGGCUACAGCGCUCCGCCAGUGCCCCCUCUACCUCCAGAGCUCCAGGACUCUUUCGUUCCCGUGCCCGGCCCUGCUCCCCCUCCUCCUCUGCAGCAGGGGGCGGCAGAGGCAGAGGGCAGGGAGGAGGCCAUGGGACCCCCGGCCGCUCCGCCCCUGCCCCGAGGAGCGGACCACCAGCCCCGCCUCAUACAGAGGAUGGAGAGCGGCUACGAGAGCAGUGAGAGGAACAGCACCAGCCCCGACCGGGAGGUGGGUCAGCAGAAGCGCGCUCUCAUGUCUGGACCUUCGUGGAGAUCGGUGCCAAAGUCCAAAAGCAGCGGCGCCAUUUUACAAGAGUCGCCUCGAGACGGCAGCGCACUGCCCCACACAGGCCCAGGGCGCAGUGAGCUGGAUGAACUGCAGGAGGAGGUCGUGAGGCGGGCGCGGCAGCAGGAGCAGCAGAGACGCAGAGAAGCAGAGAGAGAAGCCGCUCGGGGAUUCAACCCCAAACCCAGCAAGUACCUGGACCUGGACCAGCUACAGCACCAGGCCGUGCUCAGACCCCUGCAUGAGGCAAAUGCUCAUAGCGGAUUGGCUGUAGCUGCGUGCAUGAGGAGCACUGGCGGCCCAAUCAAACGCAGGCAGGAUCAGGAGGCGGGACGAGAGGCAGGAAGCGCCCGCCCACACUGUCCUCGCAGUGAACAGCCUGGCCCGGUCCAAGUACUGCUGACGCCCAAUCAGGACGAAGAAGAGGCCCAGGGAUCGGCGAAUCAGGACGCGGCGUUCGUCUCGGACCCGCCCCCCCCUCUGCCGCCGCCCUACCGCCCCCCUUUUUACGCCAGCCACCCCUGCUCCCCUCAGGCCGGCUGCGUUGGCGCGGUUUUGGGGGAGGAACGCGGCGAUCCAGGGACAGGGGUGAGGUUGUGCGAGCUGCUCCAGGCGGGAGGGGUCAGCGUGAGACCUUUGGGGAAGCAUCUGGCCAUCUCUCUGCCCUCUCUCCCCCUUCGCCUUUGGGAUACGACUCCGACGACUCCACAGAACCCACAGCCGGCCCGUCCCCCCGCUCCCCCGCCCCCCGUAGAAACGCCCAGACCGCAGUCCAAUCCGAUAUGGCAGCCGCCGCGCCCGCACUCCCCCACGCGGCACUGGUCGUCGUGGAGUUUGGACCGCCCGGACGCCGUGGUGUCGCCCUACGACACGCCCCCCGACCGGUGUCACCCCAUCCGCCCCGCGCAGCCGCCCGCCUACAGCUGUCAGUCCUCCCCCGCGCACUACAGCUCCCAGCAUGCACCUGGGCAGGCACACGGCGAGGAGGCGGAGCUGACGGAGCUGGACUCGCUGUACCAGGCCAGUCUGCAGGCCGGGAGGACAGUGUGCAGCCCAUCGGAGAGGCUGAUUUCUCGAGUGGGGGGGCCGGCCCGUUCAAAGACCCCAAACGCAGACAUGGAGAGGAGCGUGUACGGGGACUGCACUGGCACCCCCACCUACCUCAACAAGCCAAUGGUGUUUCGAGAUCGGGCGAUGGGGGCGGGGCCUGAGGACAGCGAGAGCCUGCGGAGAAUCGGACGCAGCCUGAGCGGGACAGUGGUCUCCUCCCGACGUCACAGACUCACCGCCACGCGCAGCUUUGAGCUGUCCGGCGGUACAGGGAGUUUCUGGCUUUGUCUCACGGGGGUCAAACUGUCCUCAGACCAGAGUCCUGCCCUGUUCCACUGAUGUCCUCCAGAUGCCCCGCAGAUUCUCGCCCUUCCUCCCCGC